UCCCACAGCUGGAGUAGAGCUAUGUGUCUGCCUGAUGCCUUCCUGCCUGCACACAUCAGCUGACCUGCAGCAUCUGCCUCUGACAUGGCUGGCAUAAAGUGAUGCUGCUGGCACCCUGCUUCAGUAACAGAUCUCCCACCCGAGGACGUGGACCAAAUAUCCGCCUGGAAGAUCGCAGCCAAGUGCCAGUAAGGGAGUGCCUGAGUCCUGAACAAUCAUGAGUAGUGAACUAAAUAUCCCAGUGGAUCCUUCCACUCCUGCAGUCUCGGAGCGUGGGAACAAAGGCAUGGAUUACAGAGACUGGGUCAGACGCAGCUAUCUGGAACUGGUAACAUCCAAUCAUCAUUCUGUACAAGCCCUUUCAUGGAGAAAACUGUACCUCAGUAGAGCCAAACUGAAAGCUUCCAGCCGUACCUCUGCCUUGCUUUCAGGAUUUGCAAUGGUCGCUAUGGUGGAGGUCCAGUUGGAAAUGAAAUAUGAGUACCCACAACUGUUACUUAUUGCUUUCAGUGCUUGUACAACAGUGCUUGUUGCAGUUCACCUCUUUGCACUACUGAUCAGCACGUGCAUAUUGCCGAAUGUAGAGGCCGUGAGCAACAUCCACAACCUAAAUUCUGUCAAUGAAUCACCACAUGACCGAAUGCACCCUUACAUCGAGCUGGCGUGGGGUUUCUCAACUGCCCUUGGAAUACUUCUAUUCCUUGCAGAGGUCGUUUUACUGUGCUGGAUAAAAUUUCUGCCAAUAGACUCUCCAUCUGUGCGUAAUGAAACAGGCGCAUCACAGAAAACACACGGAAAUGCAGGGUGGCAUUCGGCAAUGGUUUCUACAAUCAUUAUGGUACCAGUGGGCAUCAUCUUUGUCAUAUUCACAAUUCACUUUUAUCGUACUCUUGUGAGACAUAAAACUGAGCGCCACCAUCGGGAAAUUGAAGAACUCCACAAAUUAAAAGUGGAGCUUGAUGGACAUGAUCGAGGUAUAAAUGUAGUGUGAAUGGAUCUUAAAAUAAGGAAGUUAACGGCAGCUUAUAAUCUGCAGUAAGAAUGUGUAACGGAUUUAUUUUCUCCUGUCUCAAGAAUUGAGGUUACGAGGCAGACAUGUCCUAUACUGCUCAUUAUUCUUAAAAUCUAAAAAAAAAAGUUGUAUUUACAAAUAGUUAAUACAUUUUCUACAGACCAAUACAUUUUUCAUUUAAUAUAUUUCAUUGUAACUUUUAAAAAAAAUAUAAUAAUAUAUUUAUUUAAAUGUUAUGCACCUUAAAGCAUCAUUGUGAAAUGUUACGGUGUAGGAAAACAACUUUAGCAUUCUCCUUAACAUAAACAUUGUGCCUUUUUAUCCUACUAUUGAAAAGUUUCUUGUUAUAUGCCCAACCAAGUAUAGGCAACAUUUGGUGCUUUUUGGAAGCAGAUCAUACCUUGCCAUACCCUGUACGUCACUGUCACUUAUGCAAUAUUCCACCAAAUUGUGGGUCUGGAGGUCAGAUCAUGGUAAGACCUGGCUAU
Pelobates fuscus (common spadefoot toad) is the source of this 1500-nucleotide messenger RNA. RefSeq names its product ORAI calcium release-activated calcium modulator 2 (gene ORAI2). Gene Ontology annotation, cellular component: membrane. Bases 218 to 991 code for a protein of 257 amino acids. The record is from RefSeq and is a predicted model, not a curated record. Gene Ontology annotation, biological process: store-operated calcium entry. Gene Ontology annotation, molecular function: store-operated calcium channel activity. NCBI's taxonomy places the organism in Eukaryota, Metazoa, Chordata, Amphibia, Anura, Pelobatidae. The transcript is spliced from 3 exons.